Messenger RNA from Symbiodinium pilosum, 300 nucleotides. The record is from the annotation of a GenBank genome assembly. NCBI's taxonomy places the organism in Eukaryota, Dinophyceae, Suessiales, Symbiodiniaceae.
AUGUCACGAAACCUCGUGGCGAAGUGGAGAUGGGUGGUUUGCAAAGAGGACUGCCAGACUACCCAGCAUUUGGCUUGGUCGUUUGUGGAGGACUGGGGAACCCGCUGCAAAACCAGCACCAACUUUGACCGCUACCUCGUCACGCACUAUUUCAGGAAUCGUGGCCUGGAAUUCGCUCCACACAGUGAACCAAUGGGCUACUGCCACUUUGGUUUCAUCACAGCCCUGGUGGUUGCAGCUCAGUUCGAGUUCCCGCACUCGGUGGCGCAGGCUGGUCGGAUGCUCUUCCUUGCGCCCUGA